CGUUCUUCAUCUUGCGUUCAAGAGUUUAGCAAAUAGGCCACAAUUUAAACAUUUCCAUGUUCAUGCAAACAACUAUGCACCGUUAUUCCAUCCAAAUCCAUGUGACAAAUGGGAUUGCGCCUCUGUUGUCUGAAUGAACGUGCUACUCGUAGAGGCAGACUGAUGACGUCAGAGCAUACGACACAAGUCAUGUUACUGUAGUCCCCAUUUCCUUCUUCCUGACUCUAGCGUUUUCUAGUCCAGCCGCCGAAUCCGAAGGAAUAAUGUCUCAUCAAACGGGUAUUCAAGCUGGUGAUGAUGUGAAAGAAAUCUUCGCCACAGCCAGGAAUGGGGACCUUCGGCUGCUGAAAAUUGUUAUAGAGAAUGAGCAGUUGGCUGUAGGUGGUUCCAAGCAAGCCUCCCAGGCCUGGGAUCAAGAGUAUGACUCCCUCGUCCUACCUCUGUUGCAAAACGACCUGCCCUGCUACAUCCUCUACCGGCUGGACUCUUCCAACAAUCAGGGCUAUGAGUGGAUCUUUAUUGCCUGGUCUCCUGACCACUCCCCUGUGCGACAUAAAAUGCUCUACGCUGCUACAAGGGCCACACUGAAAAAAGAGUUUGGUGGCGGGCACAUAAAAGAUGAGGUGUUCGGCACUGUAAAGGAUGACGUGUCGCUCAGUGGAUACAAGAAGUACCUGACCGCCCAGGCCGCACCUCUGCCCCUGACUGCAGCCGAGGAGGAACUCAGACAGAUCAAACUUAAAGAGGUGUCAACUGAUAUCAGUGUUGACUCCAAGCAUCAGACCCUUCAGGGCGUGGCGUUCCCUCUGCAUGCAGAUGCCAUGAAAGCCUUGGAACAAUUUAGGGACAAGAAGGUCAACUACGUUCAGCUUGAAAUCAACUUUGAAAAGGAGCUCAUAAUCUUGUCUCACACUGACCCGACGGAAAUCAAAGACUUGCCAAAAAGGAUCCCCAAGGAUGCGGCACGCUAUCACUUCUUCCUGUACAAGCACUCGCACGAGGGCGACUACUUGGAAUCCAUAGUCUUCAUCUACUCCAUGCCUGGCUACAGCUGCAGCAUCAAGGAGAGAAUGCUCUACUCCAGCUGCAAAAACCCUCUGGUGGAGAUGGUGGAAAGCCACAUGCAGAUGGAGAUCGAAAAGAAGAUGGAGAUAGACAAUGGAGACGAGCUGACUCCAGACUUUCUGUAUGAGGAGGUGCACCCCAAGCAGCAUGCCCACAAGCAGGCGUUCGCCAAGCCCAAAGGCCCCGCCGGCAAGCGGGGCGUCCGCCGGAUCACCAGGCCCCCGGGACAGGAUGAUGGAGAUGAUUAGGCAGAUGAUGGACGCUUUGCACACUCCCUCCUCCACCUCCACCUCCACCCAUCUCUCCUGACCUGACUCCACUAUGGAACAUUCCAGAUGCUGGAGGUCCAGCCCAUGCCCAUGCCCAUUCCACAUGAACAUUCGUGAAGCUUUUUUUCCCUCCCUGUUUUUUUAUAUACUGUAUAUGUCAAGCACCAAUACUGAACCACCCUCCAUGCUGAACUAUGCACGCACAGGAAGAGAAAUCCUUCCACUUGUAAACAAACACAAACACACAUACACACCCAGUUGUAGCAUUAACUAGGCUGAGUGUGUGCGCCAAAUAAGCAUUCCACGAAUUAUUAAGACUGGGACGUAGCCAAAAAAGAGGUUGCACACCGUUACGUAACUAUAAUUAAAUCAUGAAACUUGGAACAAAAGAGGAAAUGAAAUGUGAUGAUUUUUUUAACCAAUGCGAGUUAAACUACUCCAACGCCCCAUGUCUAGCCGCUCAUUCCAGUUCAUUUUAUUGUUUUUAUAUUGUAAAUGCUACUUAAGGCCUCAAUUUUAUUUACAAAUGUCUUAAUUGCAACCAGCAGCACCGUAAACAGAGAAUUAAACAGGGAAUGUGUGAUGUCAUGCAUAGUAUUUUCCAUGCAUCGCCUUUCUUUUUUUAUAGUCACAAGUUUUCACGUUUUGAUAUAACAGUGGUUUACACAUGGACCCAUCUGCCAAGAAAAUUAUUUUUCUAUGCAAAGUGUUGUACAGAAAUGGUGUUCUUGUGGAGACAAAAAACGUAAUUGUGUCAGUCCCGACUCUGUCAACGGUCACCGCAUGUAUCAUUUGUUUCAGUGAUAGCCCCCUAUUUCACACCAUUAAUAAUUGUGUUACUGUAGCUGCCACAAGCUUACAACAAAUAGCCUGGGUGCAAAGCAUGCACUCUUGUUAGCCAGAAGUUAGCAAGAUCAUUAGAUAGAAUUUAGCCUGUCUGCAGAACAUGCUCCUACUGAUUGAUGUAAGACCACUAUGGAUCAAACGUAAGUCCUAGUUAGUGUCUCACUUACAUGAAAUGAUGAAACUGUCUUAGGUAUGGUAUGCCAUAUGCCAUUUUCUGUCAAGCAAGUUGUAUUUUUUAAAAGGAAAUAAAAUAUUUAAAUCACAUUCACAGAGAAUAUGUCCAAUUGUAGACUGUGUCAAGAAUGAACUGCAGAAGGAAUAUCAUAUACUGCAUUUUAUUUACACAAUGAAAAUGUUUUGCUGGCAUUCCAUGGUCAGCAUAGAUCAUCUGACAGUUCUUCCAACACCUGUAAAACAAAAGGCACAUGAUUUUGUGAAGAAUUGACUGUGGUUUGCACAUACAGCAACAAUAAAGAACCCUGUACUACUGUG
This is a messenger RNA of Engraulis encrasicolus (European anchovy), 2672 nucleotides long. Its product is annotated as twinfilin-1-like. Lineage: Eukaryota; Metazoa; Chordata; Actinopteri; Clupeiformes; Engraulidae. Gene Ontology annotation, biological process: barbed-end actin filament capping; positive regulation of neuron projection development; regulation of lamellipodium assembly. The coding region runs from base 264 to 1313 and encodes 349 amino acids. Gene Ontology annotation, molecular function: actin filament binding; actin monomer binding. The transcript has 9 exons. The record is from RefSeq and is a predicted model, not a curated record. Gene Ontology annotation, cellular component: actin filament; myofibril; cytoplasm.